AUGACGACUCUGAAUAACCUUGUUGCACGUUCGCACGUGCAAGCUUGUCAGGAAAAACUCUUCAAUCAUCGCGAAAAGACGGCCGAGACGGCAAAUAUGAGCGGCACCACUAAGGGGGAGAUGUGA
Messenger RNA from Phytophthora nicotianae INRA-310, 126 nucleotides. RefSeq lists its product as hypothetical. The transcript is spliced from 2 exons. Lineage: Eukaryota; Oomycota; Peronosporomycetes; Peronosporales; Peronosporaceae. The record is from RefSeq and is a predicted model, not a curated record. The coding region runs from base 1 to 126 and encodes 41 amino acids.